AUGGGAAAAUGCUUAAGCUGCUGCAAAGAGGACCAGAGCUUCCAACGAUGUUGUCCAGAAGAUCAAGUUACUACAGACGCCCAGCAUCAUGGAGCUUCUUCUAUUUUACAAGCAAAUGUAUCUCUUGAUCAUAAAACAUCUUAUUCCCCUGUGACACAUAAAGUCAAUUCAGCCAAAACAAGUAGAAGGCUAUCGUCUCUAUCAAGUCCAUCUUUCUCUGAAAGAAGAUGUUCUUUAUUUGCUAGAUUUCAAAAAGGAAAUGCUUCCCCUUACUGGCAGCAAAGUAGAGCUAACUUUGAUUCUGAAGAAGACACAAGCUUCACUGAUUUAAAAUCUCCCUCAGAGCAUUUUAAUAGCCUUAUGUCCCGCAGAAGCCGUUUCUUAUCCCGUAAACUAAGUAUAGUUUCCUGUUACAAGAGUGCGAUUUUUUUUGAUCCUCAAGCAAGUGGCCAGAGUGUGUUUAAUCUAAAUGAAAUCGAAAUCAUUUUUAAAACCCCAAGUAAUAAUGAUGCUCAAAAUCAUAUAACCAUCUCUGCUCCUGAAUAUUGCACUAAAAAUUUUAAGAAUUUUGAAAUAAACACCACUUCUCCAGCCUUUCGGAACAGUGUUGAUAGAGCCUCCUAUCAACAAAGCGCAUCAUCCUUCUUUUCUCUGGCAAGUGAUCAACAAAAUGGAAUUGCCACUGAUAUUCAACAAAAGGGCCAGUUAAGUAAAGAUUUAAAAGAUUUCCUUCUUCCUGGUUCUGAAAGUUACAGCACAGAUCAUUCUCCAGUCAUGAUUCAACAGCAUCCCUCUCAAAGUGGAACUUUGUCAUUCCUCCAUAAAGCUGGAAUUUCUUCAUCUUAUAAAGAUUCUGAUUGCUUUAUCCCAUCGGAAAACGAAGUCACUUCAGCCUCCUUUGAUGAUGAAAACAGAUCUUCACUUUUUGAAAUUCCUAAAAUAAGGUCUCCUCAGACUUAACCCUCUCUUAGAAGGGCACCUCAAAUAGUUUUCCCACUAGUCAUCUUCAUAGUCUGUAGAAUUCACUGCUCAUAAACUCCCCCUUUCCUCACCAAGCUUCACUGCAUUCUCUGAAAAUGAUUCCUACAUUGCAGUAUAAAUUUAAUUCCUUUACUUUUGAAAGUUGGU
This is a messenger RNA of Cebus imitator (Panamanian white-faced capuchin), 1128 nucleotides long. RefSeq lists its product as uncharacterized. The record is from RefSeq and is a predicted model, not a curated record. Lineage: Eukaryota; Metazoa; Chordata; Mammalia; Primates; Cebidae. Bases 1 to 960 code for a protein of 319 amino acids. The transcript has 2 exons.